Molecule: messenger RNA, 1012 nt
Organism: Polistes canadensis
Lineage: Eukaryota; Metazoa; Arthropoda; Insecta; Hymenoptera; Vespidae
Product: UPF0562 protein C7orf55
Exons: 4
Coding region: 204-686 (160 amino acids)
Cellular component (GO): mitochondrion
Source: RefSeq, a predicted model, not a curated record
UAUCCUAUUGUUUGUAUGAAGUGCUACACAAUAUACCAUAUAAGGUAUCUUUUAGAAAAAGUUGGGUUAAAUACAGUUAAGUGAUAUUUUUCAUUGUUAUAAACAAUAGGUAAAUACAAUUUUAGCAAUUCAAAAAUUCGAUAACAAACGUCCAAAGUUUGUACCAUAAUUAAUUUAAUAUAAUAGACGUUUUAAAUUAUAAUAUGUCUAACGAGGAAUUUAUAUUAGUAAAUCGACGCAAGAAACGUAAAAAAUUCGUACAAGUUGUUAAAGAACAAUUAUCUCUUACAGAAUUCAACGAAAUUGAAUUUGAAAAAGAUAUAAUAAGACGAAAAGUAAUUGAUGCAGCACUCAAGCUAAGAGGACGUGCAAAUACAAUGAAUUCCAAUGUCAAGAUAAUUCGUGCUUUAGCACAAGAAUUACGUCAUAUUUCCUUAAGUGAGAAAAUAAAAGAUAAUAUUACAAUGCAAUAUAUUUUGGAACAAGCACGUUCUCAUAAGGAAACUUCAGAAGUUCUAUGCAAAGCUCAAAAAGAAUUGAAGAACUUAGCUGAAACUUAUCUUUGUUACUUGACAUCGCAAAAGAAGUACAAGGAAAUUAAAAUGCAGUAUUCCGGUAAAGGAGAAAGAAGUAUUAAGGAUACGGCAGAUCUUGUUGGUUUUAAAUUACCACACGAUCCAAAAUAAAGAUAUAAAUUGAAAGACAAUAAGACGGCCUCUGUGAAAAGGUAGUAGACUGUGUUGAGAAGAUUUUAAAGAAAAGUUCCUCAAAACUCGUAAAAGAGAGAAUAAUAACGAAAAUAUUAAGAGUUUUCAAUGUUGCUUUCUAAGAAGAAAGAUGGUUUUGUAAAAUAUAUAGAUAUAUACAAUUUAUUAAAAUAGUAAUGUAUAUUAAAAAAUGUAGUACAAAAAUUCUAAUUAGUAUAUGAAAAUAGAAAAGUACAUUCACUUAUUGUUAAUAUGUGAUUAAUGAUUGAUUUUAUUUGUGAAUUAAGUACAGAAUUUGAAUGCAA